GGUCGGACGGGUUACAGUGAGGGAGUUGGGCGGCGGGGUGGUUCUCCCGCCACCAAGGCCGUCUUGAAGUCCUGCCACGGAACUGAAGCCCAACUCUCAGUCUCAGAGCGAGCGCAUGUGGCGAGAUGUUGAUGGUCAUUGAAUCGAUCUAACCAGUGCUGCUGUUCUGUGAUUAAUGUGGAGACCAGGCCAUGGUAGAUGGCUCCCACCUCCGCCAUGGACGAGGUCACCUUCAAAAGCGACACCGUGCUCUCAGACGUCCACCUCUACACCCCCAGCCAGAGACACCUCAUGGUGCGGCUGAACAGCAUGGGGCAGCCUGUUUUUCUGUCCCAUUUCAAGCUUGUGUGGAGCCAAGAUUCUCAGAUAGACUCGGGGACUGAGGGUGGUGAUUACGGAGAUGUUCCCCCAGAGGAGACUCCGGUUGGGACGGGCAGCACCGGGUCCCCUGCUGGGAGUAGCUGCAGCAGUGAGGGUUUUUCCCUCCAGGCCAGCACUGACGCCACUGGCCAGGAAGGGGCGGGAGCUCAGCUAGAUGAAGAUGGGGAUUUGGACGUCGUAAGAAGACCGCGAGCUGCCUCUGACCCUGAGCCUGCAUGGCGUCUGAGAGACAAGGUACAUCCCAUGAUUCUAACACAGGAAGAAGAUGAUGUCCCGGGAGAUGAAGCACAAGAGAACAGCACCCACGAUGUCAUUAAAAUAGAACACACCAUGGCCACGCCCCUGGAUGAUGUUGGCAAGCAGGUGUGGCGGGGUGCCCUGUUCCUGGCUGACUACAUCCUGUUCCAAUGGGACCUUUUCCAGGGUCGCACUGUGCUGGAGCUUGGGGCAGGCACAGGGUUCGCCAGCAUCAUUGCAGCCACCGUGGCGCAGACUGUGUACUGUACAGAUGUCGGUGCAGAUCUCUUGGCCAUGUGCCAGCGAAACAUUGCCCUCAACAGCCACCUGACUACCUCUGGAGGCAGUGUAGUUAAGGUCAGAGAACUGGACUGGCUGAAAGACAACCUCUGCACAGAUCCUGAAGUCCCCUUCAGCUGGUCAGAAGAGGACAUCUCUGACCUGUACAGCCACACCACCAUACUGCUCGCAGCUGAAGUGUUUUACGAUGACGACUUAACUGAUGCUCUGUUUAAAACACUCUCCUGGCUCGCUCACAAGUUAAAAAACGCCUGCAUAGCUAUUCUCUCUGUGGAAAAGAGGCUGAACUUCACGCUGAGUCACCUGGAUGUCACGUGUGAAGCCUAUGACCACUUCCGCUCCUCCCUGCACCAGCUGGAGAAGCUCGAGGACAGCCAGCUACGCUUUACGGUGGAGCCAGUGGAAGCCUCCUUCCCGCAGUACCUCGUGUAUGAGCGCAUCCGGCAGCUGGAGCUGUGGAAGAUCUUUGUGGAACCAGUAACAUGACCAUCACGUCUGCAAGCCCGGCUUCUUGACUGUUCGGAUCGGUUCUAAUAAAAUCAAGGGC
Molecule: messenger RNA, 1465 nt
Organism: Pteronotus mesoamericanus
Lineage: Eukaryota; Metazoa; Chordata; Mammalia; Chiroptera; Mormoopidae
Gene: METTL22
Product: methyltransferase 22, Kin17 lysine
Exons: 11
Coding region: 199-1404 (401 amino acids)
Biological process (GO): protein methylation
Cellular component (GO): nucleus
Molecular function (GO): protein methyltransferase activity
Source: RefSeq, a predicted model, not a curated record